This is a messenger RNA of Nematostella vectensis (starlet sea anemone), 1102 nucleotides long. RefSeq names its product splicing factor 3B subunit 5. The transcript is spliced from 6 exons. The coding region runs from base 84 to 341 and encodes 85 amino acids. NCBI's taxonomy places the organism in Eukaryota, Metazoa, Cnidaria, Anthozoa, Actiniaria, Edwardsiidae. The record is from RefSeq and is a predicted model, not a curated record. Gene Ontology annotation, biological process: mRNA splicing, via spliceosome. Gene Ontology annotation, cellular component: precatalytic spliceosome; U2 snRNP.
UGAGAGGCCGCUGUUUACUUAUCACAUGCGCAGUGAGACGAGACGCCAUCUUUGUUUGAGAAGGCUCUUGUUCAGCUGCUAAAAUGACUGAUCGUUACAACAUCCACAGUCAACUAGAACAUUUGCAAUCCAAGUAUGUAGGAACAGGCCAUUCUGACACCACUAAAUUUGAGUGGCUUGUCAACCAGCACAGAGAUAGUGCCUCAGCAUACAUCGGUCACGGUAAUCUCUUGGACUACUUUGCCCUGGCGGAGAAUGAGACAAAAGCAAGAGUUAGAUUCAACCUUCUAGAGAAAAUGCUGCAGCCCUGUGGCACACCCCCGCAGCGACCAGAAGAGUGACAGACAUCUUAGGAAAUGUGCUACGCCCACAUGUGUUCCUCAGCAAGACUAAGGCAGUACCACUUGGAAAUAUUCGGAAUACUUUUGUUCGAAAAUUUUUACAGUUUGUACAUAGACUUUAUAUUGUUCAUAGGCUCUUCGGCCUACCUGUUAAUCGCAACAAAUGCAGCAGCUGUUGAACAAACAAAAAUCGCAAAAACAGUAGCAACAGCAGCAAUAGUAACAGUCAUCAAAAGCAGAAAUACAAAUAAACGGCGGUUUUAAAAAUUCUGCUUACUCUCGCCGACUUUUCUUUUGUCAAUCACGCCACUUCUCUGUAAGGCGCCUACCAAUUAACAAGCACCUAAUGUAAUCCCGUUAGUCUAAAUGGACUCUGCUAGCAGGCGAGAACGUGGCAAGUCUGUGCCUGGUCUAUAUUUUACUUUAGAUUUUGUGAAACGAAUCUUAUUUGCCUGGUGUACGGGCCUUUCUUUCGGGGGAUGAUAAGAACUUAUAUUAUCUCCUUUUUGCUUUGAAGAGUUCAAAUAUUUACUGAAGUUUUUUCAGUAAUUAUUUUUUUUCAAUAAAUGUUCUUAUUUAUCAUGUAAACCUUGUUUUUAAGUGCUGUUCAUUAGCGCUAUGGAUGCUCAUGGACUGAUUGAUACCGUCAUAAAAACAGACUGUCGGCAUACCCUAAAGAGUCCAUUUAAUACCAUUUAAUUGUCUCGCUUGCUAAUGUCCUAAUCCCAGUGAACAAUAAAAGACUGAAGUUUUAGCAGCUA